This is a messenger RNA of Portunus trituberculatus (swimming crab), 4605 nucleotides long. RefSeq names its product phospholipase A2 inhibitor-like. The transcript has 8 exons. The coding region runs from base 218 to 1495 and encodes 425 amino acids. The record is from RefSeq and is a predicted model, not a curated record. Gene Ontology annotation, cellular component: membrane. NCBI's taxonomy places the organism in Eukaryota, Metazoa, Arthropoda, Malacostraca, Decapoda, Portunidae. Gene Ontology annotation, molecular function: protein binding.
GGGAACUUUUGGCAACUUGAUCUGUCAGCACUGCAGUCAUCACCAGACCCGAGACUUGGGAACACAGUGAUCGCCCCACUUGCCCCACCUAGUCCACCAGCUCCACCUGCUCAGUGAAAAGUCAUCAGUGAUGUGAAAAUUGCCAAGUGUCACCAACGUUACUUUGAACAAGCCAGAGUGAGCAGGCAACCCUACUUGGGAGCCCGACUGAGGCCAGAUGCCGAUGAGUCACUACUUGAGAUCUUCCUAUAAUAAAUUUUCCCCGUGUAAGGUGUUUACAAGAUUGUUGCUGGUGGUGCUGUGUUGUGUUGCAUGGGGAGGUGCCAAUGAAAACAAAUGCCCUCCAGCCUUCUUGAACCACUGCAGCUGUGGCAUGGCAUAUGAUAGAUAUGAUACACAAAAACGAAUGAAGUACACAGUCAACUGCACCAAUUCAGGCUUCACAUCUGCAACAAUGCUACAGUCGCUCCCAAGCGAAACUGAAGUUCUCAUCUUCACUGGAAACACAAUCCCAACGCUACCAAUAAAUCUGUUCAACAAGACUGAAUUCUUUGAUGAUUUAGAUACCAUCGAUUUAUCCAGUAAUCACAUUCGCUUCAUUCAGGGCAAGACUUUCCACAGGGUAUCUGCAGUUAAGACACUCAUUUUAAACCACAAUGACUUGGAGAUCACUGAUGAAAAGGAGAGACCAAGAUUGUUUAGCAACUUUGAUGAGUUGGAGCACCUCCACUUGACCAAUGCUUUCUCAGAGAGGAUCAAUUCUACAGACUACCUGCUGAGCUUGGAGGAUAUUUUCUAUGAAAGUAGACUGGAUUCUCUGAAGACUUUGCAUCUGGAGCAGAAUGAAAUUUGGUCUAUUGGGAACAAUACCAGAGUGUUUUGCCAACUACCAAAGUUGGAGCAGCUUCUGCUCACUGAUAACAGACUGAGAGACUUUGACUUCAGUAUAGACUGCUUGCAUUCACUGCGAUACAUCAACUUGGAAAGGAAUAUGAUUACCAGGUUCUCUGAUGAUGCAAUGAGGAAACUAGAUGAGUUUACAAGAAUCAAAUCUCCUAAGAUUAAGAUAAGGAUGCAGCAAAACAUUAUUGUGUGUGAUUGUCGCUCAAAACAUUUCAUAGAAUGGUUGAACAAAACAGAUGUUGAUAUUGAGGGCUGGAGAGACUUCAAGUGUAUAGAUGGAUACCCAAGUUCUAAUAUUGGAAAAACUUUAAAAGAGGUUCAUGAACUACAGUGUCCUUCUUAUGGCAUGUCAGACAACAUGAGGGCCAUGGGUUCCUUGAGUCAUACAGGUUACUCACAUGGAUAUUCCUCGGCUACCAUUGGUGCUCUAUCCUUCCUGCUCGUGUUCACCACGUCCUUGUUGCUCGCCGUCGCCUACUUUAAUAAGCAAAAGUUAAAGAGCAUAUUUCUGCCGUACUGGAACUUCAUCACCAGGAAGAUUGGUUAUACAGGACUUAACCAUGAUGAAGCCCCACAGGAGGUGAAUGUUUAGUGAUGUUUUUUAGUUUUUUUUAUUUUUAUUUUACACAUAGAGUUUAUACCUGAAUGGCCCAGUCUUAAUCAUUGAAGAAAGGGAGGUUGUUGAGAGAAACCAGUACAGAACAAUACUAAUAUUCAUUUUCUACAUCAUCAUUUUUUUAUAUCACAGGUCAGUUUGUUAGAAUCAUUGACAUUCAGUAUAUUUGAAAUUUCAACCACACGGAAAAAAAAAAAAAGGGAUGUCAUCACCAUAUCAUAUCAUUUUCAUUAUCAUCAUUAUGUCUCCACCAUCAUUAUCUUUUUUGCCACAUUACUAAUUACUAAUUCAUAGCAAUGUUUGAAGAAGACAAGCUUUAAAUUAGCUUUUUAGUGCUUUGAUUCAUGAGCAAGAGUUCCUCAGCACAGACUUAGUGAUGGGAUUCUUCAAUAUCACAAGAAACAGUUGACAGUGAGAGGUGUGCUAUUUGUGUAUAAUAAACACAUUGUAAUAUCACAUUCCAGUUUCAAGCAAAUGGAAGAGGAAGCAAAGGUACAGCUCCCUCUCAGCCUACCACAGUAGUGUGAGCUGGUGAGUGUCUACUCUGCCUUCCCCUUCUUGUUCUCUGUCCAGCCAGUGGGCAUUGGUCAAGAGGGUAAAGUCACUUGUAUAGGAAUAACUAUCAUGUUGUGCAUUUUUAGUUUUACAGAUGCAAUUCUAAAGUACAGGAUACACACACACACACACACACACACACACACACACACACACACACACACACACACACACACACACACACACACACACACACACACACACUAUUAAAGUUGAAGAAUUACAAAUAGAUAUCAGGACCAGUUUCAGUGUGAUAGUUAUUUUGUUUUGUUUAUUUAUUUUUUAUAUCCUAUUUGUCCAUUUAUUCAUUUAUUUUUUCAUGUUUUUAUUGAUUUUCUUUUGAGAGGAUGGAAGGAGAGAAGAGAAUAGCAGAAGAUAAUAGUCUGUUUCAAAGUUAAUGAAUAACUAUCAGUACAAGAAAUUGGAAUGAUGCAAGUGGGAAUAAAAAAAAUUGUGUUUGGCAAAUAUUGCAAAGAAAAAAUGUUACAUAUAAUGGUAUAAAGUUCAAACUAUAUAGUAUCAAAUCUACUUUUCUAUCUAUCCAAACAUUCUUAGUCAAACGGGAUUCAUAGUAUCUUUGCACAGAAGCCAACCUCUCUCAUCACUUUUAUCAAUUCAGCUUUCCUUGCAUCAAAACCUAUUCUCUUUUCCUUAAAUAUCUAUCUCAUAAAUUGUUUAAUUUUUCUUGAAUUGUUCUGAACUUUUUUAUUAUUGCCUACUUUUGCUCUUUCUUUACUAUUAUAUGCUUUUUGCUUCUGUCACUGUGCAGUUGUGGCAACAUAAGCAGUGCUUGUCAUAUUCAUUGUUGUGUGUUAUGAUUUAAGGAGUUUAAGAUUUCAUUUUAGUGCAGGCCUCAUACUCACUUCCCAUUAAUGCAUCUUGUUACUCCUUCACCAACAUGACACUAAUUUAUGUGAGGUACACACAUUCCAUGGGCAGUAUUUUUUAACUCCACAUUACUUCCCGCACUGAGCUUUUCUGGGCCAGAGCAGCUAGAACUGAUCUUCUCACACUUAUGCAAUUCUGCCAAUUGAACAACUUGCUUUUCUGCGAUAUUGUCCAACAGUAUCCAACAAGGUGCUUCUAGUGGUAUUAACUCUUUCAUGCAGCAAUGGCUUCCUUUGGCAUUUCAUCAACAGCCAUCUGAGUCAUGACAUUGCUUUAACUGAAAAAAAAUUGAUUGACGACACUGUGCUAUUUUGUACAUAGUAACUGCCAUUAUGUAGAGCUGAGGUUAAGGGGGUAUUGUAUGACAGGGAAGCACACACACAUUGCUGACAUCAUCCUGAGGCACAGUAGCCCUGCCAUUGCUAGCAUGCUGAGAUGUGGGCUGAGGGAGCUGUGUGUAAUGGUAAGGUGCAUGCAUGUCCUUCAUCACUAAGCAGUCUGUGCAACUUAAGGCAUAAAGUGGAUGCUUUUGCAUAUCUAUUAUUAUCAUUAUUACUCAUUAUUUUAGUUAACUAUUUACUUCAUUUUAAUUGUUUUUAUAUUUAUUAAUUUAUUUUGCAGUCUUUAUUUUUUGUAAAUAUUUAUUUAUUCAUAUAGUAUUUAUUUUAUUUAUUUAUUCAUUUUUCAAAUCCAUGGCACCUGUGAAAGUACGUUUUACAUUUUGUGGUGCUUUCAUAUGAGAGACUAGUGGCAAGGUGAUAAUUCAUGUCAGGUUGAUUUUUCAUAGCAAAGCUCUAAAGAUAGUAGCUUUGACUCAGUGAAAGAAACCAUUGCAUUCAUUAUUUUUAACAGUGUGAUUUAUAUAGGAUUGUUACAUGUGAGUGGGUAUAGUACAUAUUAUAGGAAGAUAGAGGCAUUGUUUUUAAUAGGAAACAUUAAGAAUUUAUUGUUUUUUUCAUUCAGAAACUAUUUAAUCUCAUGAAAGUUAUGGUACUGUUGUGGUACUAUAUAUUUUUUUUUUAGAAUGUAUACAAUGUUAGCUUCUAAUUAUUUACUGCCCAUAAACUAAUAAUUAAUGGAAAAAAGAUGUGCAUGAGUUCAAUAAUAUUUUUGUAUACUAUUUUUUUGGCAUACAUUGUUUGUGUAUGAAUGUUUGAUAUAUUGUCAUGAAUAGUUUAAUGUGCUAUUUGUUCCAAUAAAAAGCAGUCACACUAAUGCAUAUUUUGAUGAAUACAUACAUGCUAGAUUGUACUUAUGAGAGAGUAUGUGGAUGUGUUUGGUGCCAAAAUGCUUACUAUGAUGUUAAUAAAUUGCUUUGCUUCUUAUAUGUUAUAUAUGUGUCACUGUGUCAUGCCUUGCUCUUUUGGAUACAUUAACACAAUGAAUGGGCUAGUUUAUGGGAAUGUGAAAGAAGAAUAGCUGUUCAGUCACGCAGUGGUGGAGUGUACUGACUACUGAAGAUGUUUGUGGUGUGUGAAGUUUGUGGAAGGAAAGGGAAGUAAAUGGUGGAGUGAAGAGGUAGCAUAGAGAUCUGAUGUAGUGCAGAUGACUUGUGCAGAAAAAAAAUUAUAUGAUUUAAAAGAUAACACUGUUUUUGGAAAUCAAUGAAGAGAAUAUCAGAACAAUAAAGUGUGCACAGGAAA